CGGCUCUGGUGGUGGCGGGGCUCUCUGAGCCUCUGGCCUGUCCAUGUCGAUGAACCAUUUGACAGGACUCCAUGUUUGAAAAUCAAGCAUGGCCCUUGCAAUGAUUGCCUGAGAGCUGUGAGAGGACUGGGCUGAAACAUGGCCCUGCGUAGGCGAGUUCUCUGCAAGCUUUCCCAGCGCAGGGACUCAGUUGCAGAAAGUGGCCAAGUUUGGCGCACUUCUGAUGAAGGUCUAGGAGUAGGGGCCAGGGGGGGCAAGCAAGAGCAUGCUGGGGCAAGGUCCUCAAGUCCGGAGUGUGAAAGAGAGUCUGAUCUUCAACGGAGAGCCGCAAGCGGGAGCAUAACAGGAAACGGCUCUGACAAAAGGGAGUCUGCCUUUAUUCAGAGUGCUGAAAGUCUUUCUCCAAGGGGCCAGCAGACGUCAGCGGCAAAAAGCGGGGGUCGCUUCUCACAGCCACUUCCCGGCAGACUUCUUUCCCCCUUGCUGCAUCACCCUUCGGGUCUGAAGUGUGCCCUCUUGCCAGCACACGGCAGCGUCCGCCACUACAGGACCGACAGAGACCAGCGUUUUCACUUUGGUCAUGCUCAGCCUUUCCAGCCCCUCAACGACCACUCUGCCCACGAAUUCAGGGGGCUCAGCAGCGAAACGCCUGGCCUCUCAUCCGAUCUCAGCGGCGCCCCCUCUGUAUCGUCUCCAAACCCCUCGUUAAGCACACCUCCUCAUCAACGUCCCCCUGAGAGCGCCCGACGCACCCUCCUGUACGGCGCUCUGGCCGCGCUUCUUCUCUCCGGGGGGGCAGCCGUCGUGGCCAACGGCGACGUGACACCUGGCAAGGUUCUGAACACGGACCCUCGGGCGGUGAUGCGCUCCGCAUCCCAAAGCAUGCGCGGGGCUGCGCAUGAGGUCCGGGCCCGCGCUCGCGAGGUUUCGAGCGCAGCCGCCGAGCAAUGGGAAGAGCUGUCGGCUGCCACAUCGGCAAUGACGUCAUCUGCGGGGGCGCUCGCGAGCUGUCUCGUGACAGUGCUCUGGGGCCCUCUGGAAGAGAUGGAGGAUGUGCACAGUCGGGGGCGCUCGCUUUUACGGGCUCGCAUAGCGGCGUUAAUCGCUGACUUUGCAGCGAAUCGCGAGCGGCGGAACGCAAUCGCGCGCGCUGGGGAGGGGAAGAUCCUGCGGUGGUUACUGGGGCAGGUCAGCCGGGAAGAACCUGCGGUUAGGAACGAGGCGGCGCGGGCUUUGGGCUACUUUUUGGACGACAAGAGGACGGCGGGGGCGGUCCUGGCGCAGCGGGGGGCCGUGCCGCGGCUGUUGAAGUAUUGUGAUAUGUUGCCACGGGUGCAGAUGCUGCCCCCAACCAGGGACUGGGACUUGGAAGAGGACCUAGAAGACAUCGACCACGCCCACCCCGGCCAGAGGCUUCUGGUCGCUUCUCUCGCGAAGCUCGUCGCGGGGCCUGACGUCAGCAGCUGGACACGUGGCAUCCACCUGUCUUCCGACGCAGACCCUGACGACAUCGCCACGGCGUUGCAAGAGAUGCGCUCGUUUGAGCGGGAUUUGGACGAAGAAGAGGAACGGCGGAAGAGGGGCCUGGGCGGAAGGGACGGCGGCGGAGUGCAGGGCAUCGGGAUCCGGGUUUUGGGAGACACGUCUAUCGUAGGCGUUCAGCGGGCUUGGGAAGGAAGCGAGCGCGUUUCUUCUUCAGGCCGGGAGGUUUUAGAAGGCGACCUGAAAGGGAUCCCUUCGUCGGAAAGGAGCGCCGCGGUCGGUCAGGGGGACGAGAAGCGGAGAUCGAGCCAUUCCCAGGCAUCUACUUCAAGUUCCCAGCCGUUGUUCAUCAGUCAACAACCAUUCGGCUUGUUCAGAGGAGUCUUUGCGGACAGUGUACCACCGCUAGAACAGUCUGCAGUAAACAGCACGCCUCGGAAGGUAGGAUUCACCAUCCCGGAUCAUAUUCCGGGUGUAGUUCGCCGAGAUCACCCUUUGCGCAGCGGGCCGAGCGGCCUCGGUAGUUUCCUACUGGGGGGCGAGAGCAGCCCCGCCCUGGACGAGAUCAACCUGGGCGGCCAGCUGGCGACGUGGGCUGUUGCCACGUGGGCAGCGGGGUCGCCGAAAAACAGGGAGCAGAUUGCGUGCCUGGACGGCGAUGGGGGAGCGCUCGAAGCUGCGCUGAGGCACCCCGAUCCGAGCGUGCAGUUUCAUGCGGCGAGGGCGAUCGAGGAGCUUGCGAAAGACCAGACGGAGUGGGCCGAAGGCGCGGCUGCCACGUGGACCCCCCCUCUCCUUGGCAUGCUGGCCGGCACUCUCUUCCACGACCCCGCCCUCCCGAGCCGCCUCUCCCCGGGGGGCAUCUCCGCCCUGGCGUCUACGGGCGUUCGAGCGCUCGGCGCGUGCGCCAACCGGAGCCCCGAGAGCCGCGGGUGGCUGGGCGCGCAGGGUUUGGGGGUUUUGCGGCGGCUGGCGGCCGACGAGCGCCUGGGGGGCGCCGUGCAGCGGCCUCUGGCGGGGCUGCUGGAGCUGCUGACGAGGGAGGGGGACGUGGACAAGGACGAGCUGAAGCUUUGGAUCCCGAUCUUCCUCAAGUGGACGUCGCAUCCUGCGAGCCCCCCCGACGUCCGUGCGUCCGCUACUGCGACCCUUCAAUUGAGCAUCGAUGCGCUUGGACCCGACGGGAAACUACUAAUGGAGGCAUGGCUGGCGACUCUGUUAUCGCUUGUCGGUAACGACGCCAAAAAAGCGGGCCCGAAACCGACGGACGCACACGGAGUGUUGCAGAACCAAGCGGUGGUUGCUGCGAAGUCCGCGCUCGACCAGCUAGAGAAAGUUAUGGCCCAGCAGGCGGUGACGGUUGGUGCUGACGUGGCAGCUGACGUGGCGCCGGAGAAGCGCGGGUGGUUUUCGUUCGGGGGCGGCAGGAAGGGCCCGCCGAAGCCGGUCGCCGAAGCGGACGUUUUGCUCGCGGUGUCGAACGCUUUGAAAGCGCUGGCGGAGGUGAUCGCCGAGGACGGCGCGCGGCAGCGGCGCGUGCUGGACGCGGGGGGUUACGCGCUCUUGACACAGUUUCUGAGAUCGGCCCACUUCGGCGCGACGGUGUCAACGCAGCAGUGGCAGAGCGCGCGCGAGGGCGCGGGGGUGACGAAGGAGAACGGGAAAGCGCCCGCGAAGCCGCCGAAGCAGAAACGGCCGUAUGUGAAGCGUCAUGCGCUGCGAGUUCUGGCAAAUUUGUCGAUUCAUCCGCAGUUGGGGGCGCUUCUUGGGGGCGACCAGGCGCUGGUGAACUGGCUGGAAGAGGUCGCCGACGGGCGGGUGGCAGCCCAGAAAGGCGAUCUGAAACUGCGGAGUUUUGCGAAGGAGACGCUGUUGCACCUCGCGUUUUGGAAGCGGUGCGGGACGGGAGAGGGGGAGGGGCUGGAACUGAAACCUUGGCCUCGAUACCUUGACGGAAUCUACCUGCUUGAUCCGACCGCCCCGCACUUUCGCACGUGCUUGAGUGGAGGGUCGAGAGGUCAGAUUGCGAACGAAUCGGCCGGAGUAACGGAUCUGGGUUCGAAUGGAACGGGCGAAGCAGCGAAAGUUGAGGAAGCUAGGGAGGGCGGAGCUUUGAAGGGGGCUUCGAGUGAGAGGGAAGUUUCGAACGGUGGAAGAGCGGCGAGCGCGAAGGUCCCAGUAGGAAGCGCAGGCCAAGGGGAGGCAGAAAGUGGGCAGGAGAGCGAGGGCGAAGUGCCCGGAUUGGUGCACCCAGCGGCGACGGUCAUAGGCGAAGGGAAGGGAGAAGAGUCGCUCGGAACUGAGAGCGUGGGAGCGUCGGAACAAGCGGAAGAGGGGAUAGCCUCUGAGGGAAGCGGAGCAGUUGGUGCGCAGCAUAGUAAGGGCGACGCAACUGAACGAAACGGAAAGAGCGGAACAAGUGAGGGAGUAAGUAAACCGGACGCUGCCACUGGGAAUGAUCAGCCGGGUGAUACAGCGGACAGUGUCCGCGAGGUGCUGCAGGAGUUUUCGGACAGACAGGGCGAGGUCACGUCACGGCAAAAAGUAGCGGUCAAAGUAGGAGUAGAGAAGCUGUUGCCUAACGCGCCGGCUAGCAUGCACUCAGCGGCAACUAGAGCGGGAGAGGGUCAGGUCGACGGCGCAAGCGGCGCCCGAUCUAGCCCCGUACAGCUCCCCCACCCCCCGGAAAAGGGGGAUUGCCCUGAACCGUUGAUCUCCGAGCCGGCACUCGACGUGGUUUUCAUCCACGGCCUCAUGGGGGGCGCGUACAAAACCUGGCGCAUGACGGACGACAAAACGAGUGCGAUCAAAGCCGGGGGGGUGGUAGAAGACCUCCGGGAAGAGGACCGGCCGCGCGAGGGCGACGGCUGCUGGCCCACCGACUGGCUCGCGAAAGACUUGCCUUCCGCCCGGUUGCUGUCCACCGAGUACAAAACCAACCUGACUGAGUGGUCGGGGGCCACCCUCCCAUUGCAAGAGUUAAGCGCGCACUUAUUGGAAAAGUUGCUCGCGGCCGGGGUUGGCGAGCGCCCGGUGAUUUUUGUGACGCACUCGCUGGGGGGCCUGGUUGCGAAGCAGAUGCUGCAGCUGGUGCGGUCGGAGGAGAAGUACCGGGCGCUCGGGGAGCGGAUCCGGGGGAUCGUGUUCUACAGCUGCCCGCACUUUGGCAGCCGCCUCGCGGACCUGCCCUCGCGCAUGGGCGUCGUGCUGCGGCCAGCGGCCGCAGUCGGCGAGCUGCGGUCUGGUUCACCCCGGCUGGAGGAGCUCAACAAGCUGCUCAAAAAGGAGUACCAGAAGGGCCGGGUGGACGUCAUCAACUUCAGCGAGGAUAAGGUGACCCCCGUCGUGGAGGCGUACGGCGGCGUGAAGCUGCGCAUGGAAGUGGUGCCAAUAGAGUCAGCCUAUCCGGGCUUUGGGGAUCUCAUUGUGCUCAGAGGGACUGAUCACGUGAACGCGUGCAAGCCGCUGAACCGGCAAGAUGUUGCGUACACUAAGACGUUGGAGUUUCUGAGGAAGCUGGAGGGGGCGAGCACGGAAACGAAGCAGAACGGGGCGUAAUGGGAGUUGCUAGUCUGCUCGGAGGGGCUCAAGUGGCGUUCGAAGGGGCCGCGUCUUGGAACUAAAGUUGCGUGAUGUUGUACGCCGGUUCGACGCUCAGUUUAUGGGCAAGGUCGUGCAGCCUAAUCAUCCAAUUGAGCAUUUAACGGCUGCGUGAGCAUUGUUCGCGUAAUUGGCUAAUCUCGUACGCGUUAUCUAUUCCCCCAGAGCGGCAAAACCGCGGAUGAAC
This is a messenger RNA of Klebsormidium nitens, 5269 nucleotides long. The record is from the annotation of a GenBank genome assembly. Lineage: Eukaryota; Viridiplantae; Streptophyta; Klebsormidiophyceae; Klebsormidiales; Klebsormidiaceae.